AUGCUUGAUACGGGAGCUACUACAUCACUUAUAUCACAAACUGAACUUGAUCUUAUUACACAUCCACCAAUUCAACAAAUUCAAACAACAGCAGUACUUGGUGAUGGAAAAACCAAAAUAAUAGUCAGCGGUGCAGUUGAAUUAACUAUUACUAUCAAUGAUAUUGCUACCAUCAUUACAGCUCUGAUUGUCGAUUCAUUAGGUGCAAAUUUAAUUCUUGGUAUGGACUGGUGCAAAUCAAAUAAUGUGAACGUGAAUAUCGGUAAAAAACAAGUCGAAAUAAAUCAUCCAAAAUACGGAAUUACGAUAACACCUUUCUUGAACUCAGGGUCAGCCGAUGUCCGUCUCGCUGAAUGCAUCACUUUAUUACCACAUCAUGAGCAUAUAGUCAAAAUUUAUGUACCGAUUUCAUCUGCUAAUCUUGUUUCUUUUUUACCAGAUAUUAAAAAAUGUGCUAAGUUAAAUGUUCAAGUAUCUGAUGCUUUUGUUGAAAUUAAAGAUUUCUCAUUUUAUGUUUGCAUUUAUAAUCCUAACAAAAAUAUCUACAAACUAGCUAGUACUAAAAAAAUUGGAUCAAUACACUAUCAGUCAAAUGAUGAAAUGAUGUAUAGCAUAUUAAACACAGAUAAGCAAUCAAGUAUGACAGAACAAAGUACUCAACUGAAUUCGAUACAAACAAAUGAACAACAAGAAUCAUUAAAAUUAUCAUUACUCGAAAAUACUCUUCAAGAAUUAGUGAUGCACAUUGGUGACAAAUACAAUCGCAAUGAUUUUCCUAAAAUCCUUCGACAAAAUGAACGUUCAUUUGACAACUCAAAAAUGACCAGAGCAAAAACCAAGAUUCAUCAUACAAUCAACACUGGUGAUCACCUGCCAACAAGUGUUCGACCAUAUUAUAAGACAGUACAACAAAGAAAGGAAGUUCAACAGGAAGUAGGAAUGUUACUUGAUCAAGGAAUUCUUCGACCGUCAAACUCGCCAUGGUCGUCACCAGUGUUAUUAAAGAGGAAACCGGAUGGUACGUAUAGAUUUCUGGUUGACUUCCGCCGACUGAAUUCAAUCACAAAAAAGGACUCAUACCCUCAACCAUCAGCUGAAGAGUUACUUCAUCGUUUGGCUGGACAUCAAUACUUCACCAAAUUAGAUUUAAAGUCCGGUUACUUCCAAAUACCAAUACACAAAUCCGAUAUACCCAAGACGGCUAUAAUCACUCAAGACGGCCUCUAUGAAUUUACGGUACUUGCUCAAGGUCUUAUGAAUGCUCCACCAACAUUCCAAAGGGUGAUGAAUGAAUUAUUGGCCAAUGGACGAUGGGACUAUGUGGUUGUCUAUCUUGAUGAUAUUGUGAUUUUUUCGAAAACAAUCGAAGAACACAAACAACACGUGGCCGACGUUAUCUCAACACUUCACAAGGCCAACUUGCAAGUAUCACUAGCAAAAUGCUCAAUUGCCGUCAAAAAGAUCGAAUUUUUAAGUCACUUUGUUACAUCUGACAAAUUGGAACCAUCAUUAGACAAGAUCAAAGCAAUUGUUAAUAUUGCUCCGCCAAAAACGCUUUCACAAGCCAACAAGUUUAUAGGUAAAAUUGGAUAUUAUCGUAAAUUUAUUCCAGACUUCGCAAAAAUUGCUGCACCCAUUCACAAGGUUACUAACAAGACAAGAACAAAAAGAAAUGAAUUUCGUUGGGAACAACAACAACAAGAUGCCUUCGACAAAUUUAAAUCAAUACUGACAAGUGCACCACUAUUCCUCGAUUUUCCAAACCGAUCAGUACCAUUUAUCUUAUCUACAGAUGCAAGUGAUCUAAGAAUUGCUGAUGUACUCAAGCAAGAUACAACUGAUGGAUUGAGGAUUUGCUACUGCAAAUCCAGAUUACUGAAUGACAUUUAA
Rotaria socialis is the source of this 1890-nucleotide messenger RNA. The record is from the annotation of a GenBank genome assembly. NCBI's taxonomy places the organism in Eukaryota, Metazoa, Rotifera, Eurotatoria, Philodinida, Philodinidae.